Paraglomus occultum is the source of this 1095-nucleotide messenger RNA. The record is from the annotation of a GenBank genome assembly. Lineage: Eukaryota; Fungi; Glomeromycota; Glomeromycetes; Paraglomerales; Paraglomeraceae.
AUGGAUAUAAAAUCGCAAUUGGAGAACAAGAUUAUUGGAUUGAAAGAUAUGGAACCGUUUUCUACUCCUGAUCUCGUAAUAAAACUACCAUCGGGGGGACGAGCUUUGAGAGAACAGGGUUUUAAUUGGAAUUCUAUAGCCAGCUUAAUUGGUGUAAGCGUAUCUACUCUCGGACGACGACGGAAAGAGUUGCAGAUUCCUGAUGAUUAUCCAUAUACAACAAUCACAGAUGAAGAAUUAGAUGAAAUUCAGAGUGUUAGAGUACAUCGGGCCCGAGUCCGCGAAAGCCUUCAUCGCGUGGAUCCAAAUGGUGUAAUACAACGAUGGCAAUCUCUAAUUCCUCGAAGACAAUAUCAUGUCUCAGGCCCUAAUGCGCUUUGGCAUUUGGAUGGCAACCAUAAACUUAUUAGGUACAAAUUCGUAAUACAUGGAUGCAUUGACGGCUAUUCACGGCUUAUUACAUACUUGGCGUGUAGUACAAACAAUAAGGCUGCAACUGUCUUAAGGUACUUUCUGGAUGCUUGUAACAAGUGGCAUAAUGGGCCAUUACGAACUAGAAGCGAUCGGGGAGGAGAAAAUGUAGAGGUGGCAAGACAUAUGUUACAAACACGAGGAACUGAUCGUGGCAGCCACAUAUAUGGUCCAUCAGUUCACAAUCAAAGGAUCGAAAGACUUUGGAAAGAUUUAAAUCGCGUUGUCGGAAGGUUGUAUUUGUUGAUAUUCAGACAUUUGGAAGAGAAUUAUGCUUUCAAUGUUGAAAAUGAACGUAAUCUAUAUUGUCUUCAUUACACAUACCAACCACAUAUAAAUCGGACCUUAAAUGCGUUUACGGAAGGCUGGAACGAACACGGCAUACGUACAGAAAGUGGACGUUCACCACGUCAAAUAUUGAGUGAGGGUAUGAUUCGUAAUAAUUGGAGACAUUAUAGAGACAUUGUUGAUGAUACCUUCCAAAACGAUGAUAGUUAUGGUAUAGACUUAGAUGGUCCUGUUCCAAAUAAUAAUGUGCGUGAUACUGUUGUCAAUGUAUUACCUGUUAGUCUAAUUCUUAAUGAAAGCCAAUACUCUCAGCUUGCCGAAGCUGUCAACGCUAAU